This is a messenger RNA of Vespa velutina, 4821 nucleotides long. RefSeq lists its product as uncharacterized. NCBI's taxonomy places the organism in Eukaryota, Metazoa, Arthropoda, Insecta, Hymenoptera, Vespidae. The record is from RefSeq and is a predicted model, not a curated record. Gene Ontology annotation, biological process: regulation of gene expression. Gene Ontology annotation, cellular component: nucleus. Bases 1079 to 3883 code for a protein of 934 amino acids. The transcript has 10 exons. Gene Ontology annotation, molecular function: protein binding.
UGUUAAUAAUUUUAAAUGGUUAAUGUUAAUUCGUAAAAUAUUUAGAAAAUGUUUAAUUCCGUAAAGGCGAAGCGAUUAGAUAGUAAAACGAAGUGUUAAAUAUUAGAAUAGUUACGAUACUGGUGUCGCGCGGGACCUCACCGAGCAACAGUUGCGCAGUCGAGCAUGCGUGUCGCGAACGAGCGAGCGCAGAGAUCGGAUAUUCGUCGUUGGUCGAUGUAUAAAUUGACAGAUGCGAUACCGCGCUCGGUUCGUAUCGAUCGUGAUCCGAUCUUCCUCGUCUCUCGUUCGACGACAUAUCGAACAUUCUCUUUCGGCCAAUGCACGUGUUGCACGAGGACAACGGAACGAUAAAAUCACUUUGUCCAGAACAAGUAUCGUCAGUGUUGUCCAAACGAUUGAAACAGACAAGUGUGUUUUAAAUAAUAAUAUAUCAACAACGACGAAAAUAAUAGAUCGCUCGAUUGAUCGUGCGAUCUAUCGAAUGAAAGAAAAGGAGCGAGGAACUUGAUCUCUUAUUCUUUUUUUUUUUCUUUUUCUUUUUUUCCUCCUUUUCUUCUUACAUAUAAAUAUUAUUUUGGUGAACGAAAAUCUUAAUGAUGAAUUGUAUGAUCCUAUUAAGGACGAUUAUAUCUAAUAAAAUUAAAUCGAAGGAUAUCGUUUCUUUGAUUUUUAACAAUCUCAUAGUUACGAGUUACAAGGAUUAACGAUAAAGAUCGUUAUUGUGGAUAUCGUUUGCAAGUGUACGAGAGGACAUCGAAAUUAUCGAAGCGACAUUGCACGUGGUAUCGUUUAUUGUCGCGCCGAUAUAUAAUUUAGGUGACACGUGUGACGCUACCUUUAGUGCCACUAAAUCAUCUCGGUUUUAUUGAAGGAACUACUAUGAGAUUGGUGAACUUGCGAGGAUUGAUUCGUGAAUAUCCUUUACAAAAAAAGUUACAAGACGAGAGCGUCGUUCAAAAGUAUUAAAUAAGUAGAAAAAGAAGAGGAGGAGGAGGAGAAGGAGGAGGAAGGGAAGGGAAGGGAGGGAGAGUAGGAGGAGGAGGAGGAGCUAGAAACGAGUUGUCCUUCGAAAGAUAUGACGAACGCGAAUACGAUACCUAGCGUAAGGAUCGACAAAACAACAUCGUCGAAUCGUUCCUCAGUUUCCGAUCGUUCUGUCGUAUUACUUCCGUACUACGAAGAUCAAGGAAGUGGUAGCGGUCGUGAGAUGUUGACCACCAACGAACAGACCGAAGACUAUAGAAGGCUAUUCAUGAGACAAGACGAUAAACGAGUCAGCGAAUUUCAGGAAGUAGGCGAUUUACACGAAAUGAAUCUUACCCAGAAGAAAUUUGACAAAGUCAUCGGUAGAAUCGAUUUACGAUCUUUUCGUGAAAUUGAUUCGAGUUACGAGAAGAUAGCGGAUUUACAAGAGUUCGUUCAAGAGGAGAGAUCAACGGAUCCUGCGUUCGACGUUUUGUUAGAAAGACGGAAUUCGUUCAACGACGAAAAUUGCGAUCAGAAUUCUUUGGACGCUCCGGAUCUCGUAGAACGUAAUUCGAUCAAGAUUAAAUUCACUCGUAAUUGUCCAUAUUCGAAAAACCCUAGCAAUUGGACCGCGAGGAAUCAAUCGGCAAACAUGAGUAUCACGCGUAAGCAACAGAACGCGGAAAAAUCAUUCGGCGAAUACAAGGGGGAACAAACGAAUAAUGGAAUAUGGCGCAUAUUGGAGAAUGAUUGGCCGAAUAAAACUAAUGACGAUCAGGCGAACAUUUUUGAGGGGAAUAACUCGAUGAAUAAGACUACAACCCCCAUUCCAUCGAUCGUCGUGAACGAUCAUGGCGAGAAUUCGGUAUUGACGAUUCUCGGACAAGGUAAUUCGAUUAUUUCUCAAACCACGAGAACAUGGCCGGACUCUCCUUUAAGUUGCUACAACGUAGCAGUUUCUCGAUCAAACAGUAGAUGCUCGAGUCGCGCCCAAUCACCAGGCUCCGGAAUGCAAUUGGAAUCUCAGUUAAUGCCGUAUAAUGUUUCCGGUAGUCCCCUUGGCUCGCCACAGAUCGCCCCAACGUAUACGCUAAUGCAAGGCCAAUCAUCACCAUCGUCCUCGAGUCAAUCUUACGGUGAUACCCCUAGUCCAUUGAACUAUCAAACGCCGCUGAGUCAACAAAUAGAAGAGCGACUUCACGAAGAUCUCGCGUGUUUUUCCAUUUGGGGCACUUUUCCCGAUGAUCAAGGAAAUAUUACUGGGAACGAAACCAUCAAUACCUUCGAUAGCAAUGAAUUGCAAUUGUUAGACGAGGUCCUUAGAAACCAAGGGAACGAAUGCGAAGGAAACGAAGAAGCUCAAGUCGUACCAAGAUCUAACAAUAUCCCUAGCAGUUACGAAGAUAUAAGACCUUCUAGUGUAAAAAGUUUCGAAAAUAAUCUUCAACAAAUUUCUAACGAUAUCGUGCCUCUUUCAUCUCGUAAAAACGACAUCCAAACCUUCCCGUCCACUUCUUCCUCCAAUUAUGGAAAUCAACACCCUAGGAUCCCUGAUUAUUCCACUAGUCCAAACAAUUUCUCUUAUACGUACGUUGGCGCGCAAAAUCAAAGCAGCGAUCUUUACGGUCUAAGUCAAACCGAUUGUUCGAACUUUUACGAUUACAAUGACGUAUGGAAUGCCGGUAAUGAAAUGAGAUAUCAGAAUUCAAACGCGUUAGAACCAAGCACAAAUUUAACAUAUACCAAUGGUAAAAAUCCUACGAACGAAACAAAUACCUGUUCGUUGCCUACGUCUCUUCAAUCAUUUUCAACUCUCUCAUCGACUUCGAACGAUAUCGAUGAGAACAAAAGGCGAUGUUUCAGUACUUCGGAACUAUCUUACGAUGUCACGUUCAACGAUUUUCAAAUACCGAAGAUGGUAUCUUCGUUCAAGUCUAAUCGACCGCCGAGGUCGAACGAAAGGUAUAUUGUGCCAUGGCCGUCCUUAAAUUUACCAAGUGUUGGUGCAAGCGAGAGACUGAAGGAAGGGCUUAGCCCUAAAGAUGUGGAAAAAGCUAUGAUCCAUUUGUUGAAGAUACCAGAGGAAGAACUCGCUAAAGCAGACGAGGAUGGCGAUACAGAGCUGAUGCGUUUGGUGGGUAAUCCGGAUGAGUUGGCGAAAAAGAAAGUCUAUCUCGUACCAUUAGUAGAAAGGUUAAGCAAGGUGAAGGAUGCCUUAUCGACGAAAAACAAUCGUGGCGAGGACGCUCUCUACUUAGCUGCUAUGAGUUGUCCAGAAAUGCCCUAUAUAGCAGGUUAUCUCGCGGCAACGAUGCUUCAAAAAGGAAUCGACAUAAAUCAAAAACUCUAUCAUACACGAGGUGAUACCUUGAUACACUCGGUGUCAGCGAGAGGAGACUCACAUGGCGAAGUUUUGGCCGAAUUACUGGCCCUAAAGACUAGUCAAGGGAACGCAGUCUUUGAUCUCUCCAAAUGCAACUACGAUGGAAGAACCGCUUUACACACGGCGGUAGAGUCCCACGAUCCAACGGGAAGAGGUCCCAAGGCCGUAGCCACGGUUCGUUUGCUUCUAGACAAUGGAGCGGAUCUAAAUAUAAAGGACACCAAACGCGGUGACACAGUCUUGCACAUGGCUGCCGCGCUCAGUUGUGAUCCGGCUCUCGUCAAGGUGUUGUUAAGUAAAGCUAGUUCCAGCACGGUGAACGCGACAAAUUACGAAUACAACACUCCGUUGCAUAUGGCUGCCGCUGUUUCGAAUUCGGUCCCUCUGGAAAGGCAAAAGGAAGUGUGCUGGCUCUUGACUCAGGCCGGAGGGCAAAGUAACAUUCACAAUAAGCAAGGAAAGACACCGCUCGCUUUGGUAUCGGCCGGAAGGAAGGAUCUCAUCAGGCGGAUCUUUUAUAAGAAAUUUUGACUCGACACGAGGCACGGAGACUGACAUAACUUUGCUGUUUCCUACGAUGUGAAAAUAAUAGAAAAAGAAAGAAAAGGAAACGAAUUAAAUUUGAAAAGAAAAAAGAAAGACAAAAAGGAAAGACUGAAGCGACUGAAGUCGAGAUAUUUCUGAUACUCGAUGUAGAGGCGCUUUUUUCGUUUAAUUUUAUUUUAAUUCUCUUUUUUUUUUUUUUUUUUUUUUUUUUUUUUUUUUUUUUUCCUUUUUUUAAGUGGCCGAUUACCGUUUACGGGUAUACUACUUACUUACAUAUAUAUCGAGAAAAGAUCGUUGUUUCUUCUUUUUUGUUUCGUUGUCUGAUUUUUAUUUAAUACCUUCAUGUUUAAGUCAAUUGUAUUAUUUCCAACGGUUCUUAUUCGCACGAUAAUAUUAAUAAUAUUACUGCGAAGAAAACGUUUCGUUCAAUCUAUUUCUCGAUCUUGCCAAUUUCUUAGAUCUUCUUAGAGUUUACGAAAACAAACGAAGAGAAUUCGUUAGAUAUAAAUUGUACAAUAAUAUUUGUUAUUAUUUACGUUAGUACGUCUCUUUUGUACUUACUUUUAUGUAUUCAUAGGUAUCAUUGUGUCGUACUCGCCGAUAAAUCAUUAAUCUCGAUACAACGCUGUGAUAAUUAUUGUACCGAUUGUUCCAUCGUCGUUUUAAUAUUUCUAAUUUUUUCUUCUUAUACUUCUUCUUUUUUCCAUUUCACAUAAUAUAUAGUCAUGAAUAAGUGCUUGGAAAAAGCUCUAACAAUCUUCGUGUCGUUCAUUACAGUAUUUUCACUGUAAGAAUCGUUAACAAUCUCAGUGUCGAUUAAUCGUGCCAAAUAAUUAAUAAGUGAUUAUUAAAAAAAAAAAAAAAAAAAAAAAAGAAAAAAAAAGAAAAGAAAAACAAAAAAGAAAAGAAGACAUCUUAAUAUA